AUGGGAAAUGGAAGCAACACUCGAGUGUGGUUCGAUACAUGGGAUAACGUAUGUCCUUUGAAUCUCUUUAUUACUCCUAGAAUGAUUGCAAAUGCAGGUUAUGAUAUGGGGGAAAGGGUCGCAAACGUGUAUCAUAAUGGAGAGUGGGGUUGGCCGAUCUCAUGGGUAAAUAGAUUUCCCGUUCUGCACCAGCUUGCUAAUGUUACACUAGUGCCUCAAGUGCAAGAUAGGGUCAUUUGGAGAACUAGAGAUGGUAAAGACACAGAUUACAACACCUACGAAGUGUGGAAUGAUAUUCGGAUGAGUCAAGAAAAGGUUACUUGGGAGAAUGUAGUAUGGUAUCCUCAAGCGAUUCCUAGACACGCUUUUCUCAUGUGGUUGAUAGUUUGCAAGAAGCUGAAAACUCAAGAUGUUAUGAGCAAAUGGCGAUCUUCAGGUAAUGCAAAUUAUAACCUGAUGUGUUGUUCGUUAUGUGUAUCGGGGCCAGACUCGCACAAUCAUCUAUUUUUCGAGUGUGAAUAUGCUUCACAAAUUUGGUAUGGAGUUCGGGAAAAGGCGGGCAUGCAAACGAUAGGGGAAAGAUUGGAAAUUAUGAAUUAUCUUACGCAGCACGCGGGGUCUAAACGGGCCAUUCACAUUAUUGGGAAGCUAGUGGUGGCAGCGUCGGCGUAUUUGGUUUGGCAAGAGCGAAACAACAGAUUGUUCACUUCGAAGAAAUGGAGUGCAAACCAGCUAAUAGAGGUAAUUCUAAUGACGAUCAGAAUGAAAUUGCACACUAUGAAGUUCAAAAGAACGGGUAACAUCCCCCAAGUGUUGAAUGAUUGGCGGCUCCCACGUGAGCUAUUGAUGGAUCAAGAUGAGUGUGGCUGA
Messenger RNA from Helianthus annuus (common sunflower), 870 nucleotides. RefSeq lists its product as uncharacterized. NCBI's taxonomy places the organism in Eukaryota, Viridiplantae, Streptophyta, Magnoliopsida, Asterales, Asteraceae. The transcript has a single exon. The record is from RefSeq and is a predicted model, not a curated record. The coding region runs from base 1 to 870 and encodes 289 amino acids.